UACACUUAUUGCUACUAGGGCUAAUAGAUCACCUCAUCAAUGGCCUCCAAACCUUGUUCCUCUGCCUUUGCUCUUUUCCUGCUCCUCAGUCCUCUCUUCUUUUCCAUAGUCUCUGGUCAAGAUUGCUCAAAGCCAAUGCCCAACCCGAGGCCCAUCCCCAAUCCAAUGCCCAGCCCGAGACCUAUCCCUAGUCCAAUGCCCAGGCCUAGACCAAUCCCCAAUCCAAUGCCUAGCCCGAGACCUAUGAUCAGCCCCUCACCUGGAACUGGUCCAUCACCGGCACCUGGAAAUGGAACAGGCACGUGUCCUAUAGACGCAUUAAAACUAGGGGUAUGCGCCAAUGUGCUGAAUUUAGUGAACGUGACAAUUGGUCAGCCGCCGGUGACCCCAUGCUGCUCUCUCAUCCAAGGGCUCGUCGACCUUGACGCCGCCGUCUGCCUUUGCACUGCCCUGCGAGCUAACAUUCUGGGCAUCAACCUCAACCUUCCGAUCUCUCUCAACUUGAUUCUCAACCGUUGCUCUAAGCAAGUCCCUCGUGGCUACCAAUGUAUUGCUUGAUGAUCCAGUCAGCUAUAUAUGUGUCUACCAUCUUUCAUAUGUUAUCGUGUUGUUAUUCCACAUGUUUCGACUGCUACAAAUUAAAUCCUAUUAUCAUGUGGGUGUGCUUUAUUAUGUGGACUAUGUAAUCAAUAAUAAUAAUAAUAUUUAUGAAUAAUAAUAUGAAUGUUUGCGACUC
Messenger RNA from Prosopis cineraria, 736 nucleotides. RefSeq names its product lipid transfer protein EARLI 1-like. NCBI's taxonomy places the organism in Eukaryota, Viridiplantae, Streptophyta, Magnoliopsida, Fabales, Fabaceae. The record is from RefSeq and is a predicted model, not a curated record. The transcript is spliced from 2 exons. Bases 40 to 558 code for a protein of 172 amino acids.